Moneuplotes crassus is the source of this 1735-nucleotide messenger RNA. The record is from the annotation of a GenBank genome assembly. NCBI's taxonomy places the organism in Eukaryota, Ciliophora, Spirotrichea, Euplotida, Euplotidae.
AUGAAAAAAAUAGGUGGAUUUUUAAAGCAGAGAUUCAAGCAGGCUGAUAUGUUCUCGAAGAGUGUCAGUCUUUCUUAUAAGCAGAAAGAGCACUUUCAGUGAGUUUAUGGAGGGAUUGUUAGUACAGUUAUCUUUACCAUACUUGUUUCAUAUGGAAUUCAAGUGUUUAUUCAAAUGAUUACGAAAGGAGCUACAGAUAAAUCUAGGAAUAGCAUUAUGAAUGAUCCUUCAUCUCUGAAAGAACUUUAUACUUUUGGACCCGAUGAUAUUGGAUUAGCAGUGAUGUUGGCAAGGACUAAUACUUCAGAAGGUAUUGAAUGUCUCAGUCUGUGAAGAGAAUUAUCCUCGAAUUAAUGAAGGUAUCGAUAAGUUUAGACCUACACUUAAGACCAUGACUUUCUGCCCAUCAAACUCUACCUUCACUGUUGGAGGAAGUAUGCUUACAGAUAUUUUUAAAAAUGUUCAAAUUAAUAUUAGAAAAUGCGUGAAUGGAACUUCUGUAAUUUGAAAAAGUAAAUCUGAGAUUGAAGGAAUGGCUAAAUCUAUGACAGCUUCCCUCAUUUUUGGUGCGAAGUAUUUUGAUUUUGAUGAUUAUAAAGAACCCAUCAAGAAAUUUUAUGAUAACAGGCUUAAUUUUUUGACAGUGCCUACAUUCAAAAAGUUCUUCCAAGUUUUGCUCAGAAAAAAUAAAGUCUCACUUUCUGAUUCAAUAUUACCAUUAGGAGGAGGGCAAGAAGAGUCUUUUUAUUCUAUUGGAGAUUAUCAGUCAGAUUUUUCAUUUGUAGAUUCAUCUGAUCCUUCUCUUUUGAUGCAAUUUGAAAUCAGACAGGAUACUGUUGUUGACUCUUAUGAACGCAGAGUCUACACAUUUCUGGAUUUCUCUGGCCAGCUCGGUGGAUUCUUUGAAAUCCUUGUCAUUUUAGGUGGAAUCAUUGUUAAUCACUUUUCAAGCAAACUCUACAAUUACUCGAUGUUCAACAAGCUGUAUUGUGUCGAUCAAAGAGAUUCAAAUGAGAAAUCCAUAAAUGCUGAGGUUGCUCCAAAAUCUAAAGUCUUUGAUCAUGAAAUAAGUAAAGAAUACAUUUCAAAGAGCAAUAGUAACUCAAGUUCGAUCAACUUCAACAAGUCCAACGACUCGGAGUGUAAAUAAAUCACAAGACUCUGACUUACUACAUAAGGUCAAACACAACCUCAAUUCUCAAAGAAGAUACAACUUUACAGCUAAAGAAUACAUCAAGUCGUGCAUUCCAUUCAUAGCCAACAAAUCCAAGCGUCAGUUCACAGCUCUCAGCGAUAGAUUCAGCGAUGAGUGCGACCUGCCUUCGAUCCUGAGAUCCAUCCGACAGCUCAAGACAAUGAUGCAUCUGGUGCUGAGCGAACACCAGAUUCUGCUCAUGGGCUUCGACGUCAGAGCCGGUGUCAGGUACAACAGCAGAGUCGAAAUCAACCCAAUGACUCCAGUUGACAUGCCUCCUGUUGGUGAAGCCAGAAGCAACAGUUUUUAGCGAGAAGAUCGAGAACUUAAUCAGAAAACUCAAAGAAGUUAGCAAAGAACAACUCAGCAAAGAUGCAGCGACAAUUCUUGGAAUUGACACUUCUCAGGAGAACGAAGUGUCAGCUAAACAUGAAACUGUGACGAAAGACAAAAGCUUCUCUAAAGUGGGAUUGAUAGAAGAACAAAAAGAGAAUGUUGACUGGGUAGAAUAUCCUGUGAAGAACUUUAAAGACAUAUAAA